Hyla sarda is the source of this 1244-nucleotide messenger RNA. RefSeq names its product hemoglobin heart muscle subunit alpha-type-like. Gene Ontology annotation, molecular function: organic acid binding; haptoglobin binding; peroxidase activity. Lineage: Eukaryota; Metazoa; Chordata; Amphibia; Anura; Hylidae. Bases 682 to 1092 code for a protein of 136 amino acids. The transcript is spliced from 4 exons. The record is from RefSeq and is a predicted model, not a curated record. Gene Ontology annotation, biological process: oxygen transport; hydrogen peroxide catabolic process. Gene Ontology annotation, cellular component: hemoglobin complex; haptoglobin-hemoglobin complex; blood microparticle.
UGCCGAGCCGAGAAGUUCGUGACGAAUCGAAUUUACUGUAAGUUCGCUCAUCUCUAAUUGGAAUCUUCAAUAGAAAUCCUAGAAGCACAUGAUCGGGGGAAAAAACACACACAUACUAAUACACGUUACUAUAGAGGAAAAACUCUGAAAAAAACUGCAUCAUGGAGAAGAUUAGAAAGUAUGCCUUAGGCUAUGUUCAGACGGCAAUUCCGCACAGAUUACGUUCAGCAAGGUUCACCGAACGGAAUUGCGGAGUUUACGUUUUCUGCCACGGAAUUCCGCAAAAUAUAAGACCGGUCUGAUAUUUUUAUGGAAAGAGGAAUUUCUUUGGCGGAAGGCCCACCACGGAAAUUCCGCUGUCUGAAUGGAACUGCGGAAUCCCAUUGAAGUCAACAGGCUGCACGGUAAUUCCCCUAUGUGAACAUAGCCUAAGAGUGGAGGUAGGAGCACAUUAGGGAGAAGCGGCUGACCUGUAUACAGAGAUGUCUCCAGUGAUGGGGCUCCGGUCCCAGAAGAUGUCAGCCAGGCCGGGUUAUGGGGAGGAUCCAGUGUGAUCCCAGGUGCGCUGGUCACAUGAUCCUCCCCCAUUACUACCUAUAUAAAGGGGCUCAUAGAGUCUGGGCCAUCAGAUUGAUCAUUGUGUCCGGUGCUGGGUGAGGAGCAGAGACAUCACAUAACACUAUGGCUCUAUCAGAUGCUGAGAAGGCGGCUUUGGUCUCUGUGUUGGAUGAGAUAAAACCUAAAUUUCAGGAAAUUGGAGCUGAAGCCAUGGAAAGUCUCUUCAAGGACCAUCCAGACACCAAGUCCUACUUCAGUCAUAUGGACGUGACUCCCGGCAGUCAGGAUCUAAAGACACAAGGAGGGAAGGUCAUGGACGCCAUUUAUGAUGCACUGAAGAACUACGGAAAUCUUCAUGAAAACUUGGCCAAACUCCGGGAGCUGCACACGACCAAGCUGAAACUCAAUGUGGACACCAUCAUGCUCCUGUGUACGUCUCUGGUGCCGGUUAUAGUCAAGCAUUGCUCUACAGCCGACAGCUCUGCCUGUGAGAAGUUCCUCCAUGAUGUUGCCAAAAACCUGAUUGAGGCCUAAAUGGAAAAGCUGAAGACCAGGAGGACCUUGGCAGGAAUAGCUAUGUUCUGUCUUAUUAAAGGGGUACUCCGCCCCUAGACAUCUUGUCCCCCGCGAUCUCCCUGCUGCACCCGGCAUUCCUUUAGAGCGUCCGAUACAGUGCCAAAGGCCAC